Cylicocyclus nassatus is the source of this 213-nucleotide messenger RNA. The record is from the annotation of a GenBank genome assembly. Lineage: Eukaryota; Metazoa; Nematoda; Chromadorea; Rhabditida; Strongylidae.
AUGAAUUUAGUGAGAGACGAAGAAAAGGAGGUGUACCCUGCAGCACCCAUGACUGGAGAAAAUUCAUGUGGAAAAGGAGCGAUGUGCGGCAAAUCCGCACCUUUGGAACUCUCGAAGGAGAAAGAGGACUUGGAAUCUCGAAAGAGUAGAUCAACUUACAUUUCGGGAAAUUCUUCACCUGAGGAAGACGACUAUGAGGAAGAAGAGGAGUGA